AUGGACUCUGUUUCUUCCUCUUCCUUCAUCUCUACAUUCUCUCCUAAAUCCUCUCUUCACCAAUCUCUUCUUAGCCGCCAAUCUUCCUCUCGUCCUCUCCUCCGUAUCAACUCCGCCGUCGUCGAAGAACGAUCUCCGAUCAGUAAUCCAAGCGACAACAAUGGCCGUCGCCAAACCACUCUUCCUCCGAGCAAACCUAAGAAACUCUACAAUCGCACAAACCACACCGCACUUUCAUCUCCGGCUAAACUCCGACCAGAAAUGACUCUCGCGACGGCUCUCUUCACCGCCGUCGAAGAUGUCAUCAACACCUUUAUCGAUCCACCGUCACGUCCUUCAGUCGAUCCAAAACACGUUCUCUCCGAUAACUUCGCUCCUGUUCUCGACGAGCUUCCUCCCACGGAGUGUGAGAUCAUCCACGGCUCUCUCCCUCUGUCUCUUGACGGCGCUUACAUCCGUAACGGCCCGAACCCACAGUUUCUCCCUCGUGGUCCUUACCAUCUAUUCGACGGUGACGGUAUGCUUCACGCGAUUCGAAUCCACCGUGGUAAAGCCACGCUCUGCAGCCGAUACGUCAAGACUUAUAAGUAUAACGUGGAGAACAAGAACGGAGCUCCCGUGAUGGUUAACGUGUUUUCCGGAUUCAACGGCGUGCCAGCAUCGCUGGCUCGUGGAGCGUUGACGGCGUUUAGGGUUUUAGCUGGACAGUACAAUCCGAUUAACGGCAUUGGAUUGGCGAACACGAGUCUCGCUUUCUUCUGCAACCGUCUCUUCGCUUUAGGAGAAUCUGACUUGCCGUAUGCCGUGAGGUUAACGUCCGACGGAGAUAUCGAGACUAUCGGACGACACGACUUCGACGGGAAAGUAGCGAUGAGCAUGACGGCUCACCCGAAAACCGAUCCUGAAACCGGAGAGACGUUUGCUUUUCGGUACGGUCCGAUUCCACCGUUUCUAACGUUUUUCCGGUUCGAUUCAGCGGGGAGGAAACAGCAAGACGUUCCGGUUUACUCGAUGACGUCUCCGUCUUUUCUACAUGACUUCGCGAUCACCAAAAGUCACGCGAUUUUCUCAGAGAUUCAGCUUGGGAUGAGGAUGAAUCCGAUGGAUUUGGUGCUAGAAGGAGGAUCUCCGGUUGGUACAGAUAACGGGAAGACGCCGAGGCUCGGAGUGAUUCCACGUUACGCCGGAGACGAAUCGGAGAUGAAAUGGUUUGAGGUUCCUGGAUUCAACAUCAUUCACGCCAUCAACGCUUGGGAUGAAGACGAUGGAAACUCCAUCGUUUUGAUCGCUCCCAACAUUAUGUCGAUCGAGCAUACUCUAGAGAGGAUGGAUCUCGUUCACGCCUUGGUGGAGAAGGUAAAGAUCGAUCUCGUCACCGGAAUCGUCACGCGUCACCCGAUCUCCGCCAGGAACCUCGAUUUCGCCGUUAUCAAUCCGGCGUUUACGGGGAGAAGGAGCCGGUACGUCUACGCGGCGAUCGGGGAUCCGAUGCCGAAGAUCUCGGGGGUGGUGAAGCUCGACGUGACCAAAGAAGAUCGGGACGAUUGCACGGUGGCGCGUAGAAUGUACGGUCCAGGUUGUUACGGCGGCGAGCCGUUUUUCGUAGCUAGGGAUCCUGGUAAUGCGGAGGCGGAGGAGGAUGACGGUUACGUGGUGACGUAUGUUCACGAUGAGGUGACCGGAGAGUCGAAGUUUCUGGUGAUGGACGCGAAAUCGCCGGAGCUUGAAAUCGUCGCCGCCGUGAGGUUACCGAGAAGGGUUCCGUACGGAUUCCACGGGCUAUUUGUGAAGGAGAGUGACCUUAAUAAGCUGUAA
Molecule: messenger RNA, 1815 nt
Organism: Thlaspi arvense
Lineage: Eukaryota; Viridiplantae; Streptophyta; Magnoliopsida; Brassicales; Brassicaceae
Source: the annotation of a GenBank genome assembly